AUGAUCGACAGACGUGGAUGCAGCAGUCCGAGACGUCACCGGAGCAGCAUUAAACCGAUGAUGGUGAUAAGUACAGCUCCGACAUUCCGUACAUCAGUCAGAAAUCUGGUGUUGGAGAAGAUCGCGAACACGGUUUUCUUUCCAUGCAAGUACUCGACGAAUGGCUGCGCAGCGGUCAUGCUUCAUCAGGAAAAACUGGAGCACGAGGAAGCAUGCGAGUUCAGACCAUACUCUUGCCCUUGUCCAGGGGCUUCGUGCAAGUGGCAAGGAAGUUUGGAGAAAGUUAUGCUGCACUUAACCAAAGUUCACAAAUCUAUAACAACCUUACAGGGAGAAGACAUUGUUUUUCUUGCCACCGAUAUAAACCUUCCGGGUUCGGUUGAUUGGGUGAUGAUGCAGAACUGUUUUGGAUUUCAUUUCAUGCUGGUGCUUGAGAAGCAAGAAAAGUGCGACGGUCACCAGAUGUUUUACGCAGUUGUUCAGCUGAUCGGCUCACGAAACCAGUCGGAAAAUUUUAUGUACAGGUAA
Soboliphyme baturini is the source of this 528-nucleotide messenger RNA. The record is from the annotation of a GenBank genome assembly. NCBI's taxonomy places the organism in Eukaryota, Metazoa, Nematoda, Enoplea, Dioctophymatida, Soboliphymatidae.